GUCCUGUACGUUGCCAGAGUCGGAAUAAGCUCUGGUCUCACCCCUGGAAARAUGAAUCCAUCCAGCAGAUUGGCCCAUACAUCCUGGGGAGGAAAAGAGCAUUAUAGAAGCAGCUACGAGAUCCUCACUAACCCUGGAUGGAGAUCACAUUUGGAAUGGAAAAAAAGCAGUGGCAAAACUCCCCCUGCUAAUGCUGUUGUUGGAGGUUCUGAUAAGGGCAAGCCCCUCUACGUGUCCAGGUUUCUGUACUCAGACGGUCACAUGAUCCCAGGCAAAGCGGCUUACUUUUAUGGAUAUGCAUACGUUGGUUAUGGAGGCAAGGAAUAUUAUAAAAGGGAAUGGUGGGUGCUGGUGGAACACACCAGCUCAGGGCGAAAGAGGGAGAUGUCCUCUCGCUUUGAAUAUCCUGAAUUGCCAGACGUUGAACCCUUGAAGAGAGCUCCCAUUCUUGAUGAUCAGUGAAGUAACAUGACCAUGGAAAACUACC
Messenger RNA from Actinia tenebrosa (Australian red waratah sea anemone), 487 nucleotides. RefSeq names its product pfs47 receptor. Lineage: Eukaryota; Metazoa; Cnidaria; Anthozoa; Actiniaria; Actiniidae. The record is from RefSeq and is a predicted model, not a curated record.